UUGACAUUUAAAUAAAUAUACAUGACCUAACCACUAACUACAUAAGAGACUGAAGCCAAAAUACUUAAAAUUUUUGAAUCGAAACAGAUUUUAUUUAAGGUCCAUACGCAAGAAAAUUUGAUAUUUCCUUUACUAAUGAAAUAAAUUAUUCCUCUGUAAAAUGGAGAAAGUUACGAAGUCUUUUGAUGAUUUAAUAAAUGCAAUGGAGAAAGAUAACCGGGGGGCACAGAUUACUUGUUAUUCAGUAGCUCUCCUUGGAUUGACAGUGGCUUUAAGGAAAGUGAGACCUUUAAGCCGUUUUCGCAAACCGUCCGAUAUUCCAAAUCAUUUUAUAAAAGAAAAAAGAGAACUGACUGGACACGUUAAACGAAUCGAUCCAAAUGGAGGAUUGCUAAUCAUUGAACACAAACCCCUGGUAGCCUUGCCUAUAAUACCUUCAGGAGAUCUGCCCGUUAAAAUUUCUGGAGUUAGAGUUACUGGAUUAGGAACCACUUGGUUACAGUCUGUUGUUGCCGACAAGGAAGUUACAUUCAUACCUGUAUCCAAAGACAAAGACUUUGUGCAAUGCCAAGUUUUACUGCCACAAACUACUAAAGAUGAAAAGCGACAAAUCAUCAACAUUGGAGAAAGUUUAGUCAAGAUAGGUUUCGCACUUCCUGAGCAUAUCGAAAAACCACUUUCCGAAGAUCCGUUCUUCCUAAGAUAUUACGGCCUACUACUGAAAGCUGAAAAAGUUGCAUUGCGCAAACAGUUAGGUCUAAAAUAUUACAUUAUACCCACGAAGAAAUUGGCAAAACAAUUUAACGAAUUAUUUCUCGCUCUAUUUGUCCAAACCAAACAAAAGGUUCCUAAAUUGAUUGAAAAGAUUCCAAAGGCAUACCAAUCAUAGCAAUCAAGCAACCGUUAGAUGCCCUUGUUGCUGUUUUAGUGUCAUAGAUUAUCCUGUGUUAUUGUUUUGAUUAUAUCCGAAUUCUAUUUUAUUAAUAAACGUUUGUACCUUGC
Molecule: messenger RNA, 1002 nt
Organism: Diabrotica balteata
Lineage: Eukaryota; Metazoa; Arthropoda; Insecta; Coleoptera; Chrysomelidae
Source: the annotation of a GenBank genome assembly